AUGAGUGGUCGUAAAUCAAAACGGAUUAUGCCCGCAUUAUCAAAGACUAUUACUACAGCAGCAGCUUCGUCAAGUGCUGAUUAUCCUAAACAACGUAUAGUCCAAAACUUCGUACUAAUUUGGGCUGACGCCGAUAUCGACGAGUCGAAAAAACACUGUCAAGAUAUAUUAGCACGACUACGACGUAUUGUCAAUGAUGUCAAAAUCUGCACUGAAUCAAAACAAUGUAUGCAGCGUCUCAAGAGCAUUAGCAACGAAAAGGCUUUUAUUAUAGUCUCUGGUGCAUUAGGUGAAAACUUAGUUCCCGAUAUCCAUUCCUUAGCUCAAGUAGAAGCCAUUUACAUAUUUGGUCGUAAUAUAGACUCGCAUGAGCAUUGGGCACGAAACUGGAGCAAAAUCAAAGGGAUGUAUACUGAAAUUAAGCCAGUUUGUGAAGCAUUACAAUUGGCUGCCAAACAAUGCAAUGAAGAUUCUGUUAGCAUUAGUUUCGUAUCGGCGGGUAUAGAAGAUUCCACUGGCAUUAGUUUGAUUUCGUCAGAUGAAGAAGCUUCCAGUGCGAAUCUAAAUCAAUUGGAGCCCACAUUUAUGUACACGAAAAUCUUCAAAGAAAUACUUUUUGAGAUAGAACAUGGCAAAGAAGCCAUUGCACAUUUAGUAAAGUACUGUCGUGAUCUUUAUCAAAGCAACGCGGGUGAAUUAAAUAUUAUUAAUGAAUUUGAACGUAGUUAUAAUCCAAAAACUACUGUUUGGUGGUACACUCGAGAAUGUUUUACUUAUCAAAUGCUCAAUCGUGCACUUCGUAAUUUAGAAAGUGACACAAUAAUUAACAUGGGGUUCUUCAUUUGUGAUUUACAUCGACAAAUUGAAAAAUUACAUAAAAAACAGGUUGAUAGUUACAAUGGGACGACAUUUUUAGUUUACCGUGGACAAGGCCUUUCGAAAGCUGAUUUCGAGAAACUUCGAAAGACAAAAAGUGGACUUAUUUCGUUUAACAAUUUCUUAUCCACCAGUAAAAAACGAGAAGUUGCUUUUGAAUUCGCUGAACGUGCUUCGAAAAAAGACAAUAUGGCUGGCAUUUUAUUCGUGAUGACGAUUGAUCCUUCAGUUUCAUCUGCUGCAUUCACUGCCAUUAAGGAUGUUAGUUACUUCAAGACAGAAGAAGAAAUUUUAUUCUCCAUGCAUACGGUGUUUCGUAUUGGUGAGAUUAAACAGAUAGAAAAAGACAAUCCGCUCUAUCAAGUAGAACUUAAACUAACAGCUGACGAUGACGAACAACUUAGCAUUCUUACCAAAUGCAUACGAGAGGAGAUUAAUGGUUCAACAGGAUGGAGACGACUAGGUAGACUGUUACUCAAGAUAGGACAGAUCAAUAAAGCCGAAGAAAUAUACAUUGCACUGCUCGAACAACCAUGUAACGAGGAUGAUAAAGCACAUUAUUAUAAUCAACUUGGACGUGUGAAAUAUGAUCAAAAAGAUUAUGAGAAGGCGAUUUGGUAUCACGAAAAAGCAAUUGAAAUCAGAAAAGAAAUUACUUCUCCAAAUGAUCGUUCAUUUGCUCUUUCCUACAGCAACCUCGGUAUAGCGUAUGGCGAAAUGAAAGAGUACACGAAAGCGCUUUCAUUCCACGAAAAAUCACUUAAAAUUGAACAGAAAAUUUUGCCUCCGGAUCAUCCUUCGUUGGCUACUACCUACACCAACAUCGGUGGAGUGUAUUGCAACAUGGGACAGUAUUCAAAAGCGCUUCCAUUUUUCGAAAAAGACCUGGAAAUCUGUCGAAAAACUCUUCCUUCAAAUCAUCCUGAUUUGGCUACGCCUUAUAACAACAUCGGUUUUGUCUAUACAAAUAUAGCACAGUAUCAAAAGGCACUCUUCUAUCUCCAACAAGCUCAGGAUAUUUUAGAGCGUUCAUUACCUCCUAAUCAUCCUUAUAUUAAAAAUGGUCAAAUAGGUAUUGAUAAAGUAAAAAGGAGAUUAUAAUUAGUAAUAAUAUUUGAUGAACAAAAUAAUGUUCUUUCAUUUAUUUGAAAACAAGAAUAAAGACCAACAGUUAACGUAGUUAAGGUUUUAUAUUUUUCAUUCUACGACAAAUUUUGCUUUUCAUGAGACAGUUGGGCGUGGGUGUGGGUAUAAAUGAGGGUGUAAGUGUGAGUGUAAGUGUGAGUGUGGGUAUAAAUCAGGGUAUGGGUGUACCUUAUUUAUCUUACCACACCCAUUCUCAAGGUGAUGUUUACCGUUCGUUUUUCUGAGUUUCUUUUUUCUGUUGCUUUAUCACCACCUAAAGAAUAUAAGUGCCUGUGCAUGUUUUAGUUGAUGGCUGAUAAGAGACUUUUCGUCGACAAAAUAUCAAGUUAUCAGUUAAAACUUCCAACUAUGUUUUUCGUUAGAAAAGAAGGCUUCGAAUAUGAGUUUUAUCUUUUGAAAUUUCCAAUUUGACUGGGGUCUCGAAUAAUUGAGGGUGGGUGUGGGUGGGGUAAGCA
Molecule: messenger RNA, 2477 nt
Organism: Adineta steineri
Lineage: Eukaryota; Metazoa; Rotifera; Eurotatoria; Adinetida; Adinetidae
Source: the annotation of a GenBank genome assembly